GUGCGCGCGUGUGUGUGCGGUGCGCGCGUGUGUGUGUGUGCGCGCGUGUGUGUGUGAGCGCGUGUGCGCGCGUGUGCCCGCGCCGCGGGUGCGGGUGCGCGCGUGUGUGUGCGGAUCCCACAUUUCCUCCCAUCCCGAGCCUCCCUGUCCGCUCCCAUAUCACUCACUGCCUGGCAUCUGACAGCACGGAACCUGCGGCGCUCCGCGCACACACACGCACGCACACACACACACCGCGCACACCCGGGCACCGCUCCGCCAUACGGCUCUGCGAGGAGGAGGAGGACAGGACAGGGAAGGGAGGAAGCAGCCAGCCCCACAGUCUCUCCAGAGCUGCCUUUUUAAUAUAUACAGAUCUAUUUUGUUAUUUAUUUAUUACCGUUCUCUGGCACUGUGGGCGCCUUUCAUUUGCUCCUGAGCUUGGAUGUUUGAAUCAAAGCAAAGCAAGUGUUGCAACAGUUAAAAAAAAAAAAAAAAAAAAAAAAACAAAAAAAAAAAAAAAAAAAAAAGGGAGAGAGAGAAAGAGAGAGAGAGAGAAAGAAAGAAACCUAGAUCUCUAAAAUAAAAUAAAAACCAAACAGGUUCCUAUCAGUGAAGUGGAAAGGAGGGGGGCAGGGGAGGCUUGAGGGGGGUGCUGGGGAAGCAGCUGAGAGGCAGAGGAACACGGCUCAGGAGCGUCUCAGGGCUCUCGGAUCUGGGGACAGAAGUGAGAUUGGAGAAAGUAGAGCGAUGCCAAGGAGGAAACAGCAAGCACCCAAACGGGCUGCAGGUUAUGUCCAAGAGGAAGAUUUAAAGGAAGAGGAAGAUAUAAAGGAGGAGGAAGAAGAUGACGAUGACAACAACUCCACUGCUCAGCUGCAGAGCAGCAAUGACACUGGCACGGAUGAGGAGCACGAAGUGGGUCCUGAGCAGAAAGGGAACUUUAGUUUCCAGAAUUCCCCUGUCAGUCACAUAUCCAACCAGGACGCGGAGAACGAAUCACUACUGAGUGACGGUAGUGACCAUGUGGCAGAUAUCAAAAACAUCUGCUCCAGGGAGCCCCAGGACCCCAAAAGCAGCGCCCACCCCAAAGCCCAGAGCGAAGCACACGAUUGCAUGGAUAAAAUGACAGCAGUCUAUGCCAACAUCCUGUCGGACUCUUACUGGACAGGCUUGGGGCUGGGUUUCAAGUUGUCCAACUCUGAAAAGAGGAGUUGCGACAACAGGAACGGAGGGAACAAAGCUGAUUUCGAUUGGCACCAAGACGCACUGUCCAAAAGCUUGCAGCAGAAUUUACCUUCCAGGCCUGUCUCCAAGCCCAACCUGUUCAGCUCGGUGCAGCUCUACAGGCAGAGCAGCAAAAUGUGCGGGACUGUGUUCACGGGCGCCAGCCGGUUCCGCUGCCGGCAGUGCAGCGCUGCCUACGACACCUUGGUAGAGCUCACGGUCCACAUGAACGAGACAGGCCACUACCAGGAUGACAACCACAAAAAGGACAAGCACAGACCUACCAGCUACUCCAAGCCCCGGAAAAGGGCGUUCCAGGACAUGGACAAGGAAGAUGCACAAAAAGUUCUGAAGUGUAUGUUCUGUGGUGACUCUUUUGAUUCCCUUCAAGAUCUGAGUGUUCAUAUGAUAAAAACAAAGCAUUACCAAAAAGUGCCUUUGAAGGAGCCGGUACCAACCAUUUCUUCAAAAAUGGUCACUCCAGCCAAGAAACGUGUGUUUGAUGUGAACAGGCCUUGCUCCCCUGACUCCACGACAGGGUCUUUCUCAGACACCUUCUCUCCUCAGAAGAACGCAAACCUGCAGCUCUCCUCCAACAACCGCUACGGGUACCAGAACGGGGCCAGCUACACCUGGCAGUUCGAGGCCUGCAAAUCCCAGAUUUUGAAGUGCAUGGAAUGUGGAAGCUCCCAUGAUACCUUGCAGCAGCUCACAACCCACAUGAUGGUCACUGGCCAUUUCUUGAAAGUCACGAGUUCAGCUUCAAAGAAAGGAAAGCAACUUGUUCUGGAUCCUUUAGCUGUGGAAAAAAUGCAAUCGCUGUCUGAAGCACCAGCCAGUGACAGCCCCGUUUCAAAAUCAACCAGUAAAUCAUCUGCAGAAUGCAUAGGUCCUGCCUCUGAACUUAAAAAAGAAAGUAAAAAAGAUAAAGCUGAUGAUGCAAACAAAGAUGAGAAAGCAAUGAAAACUGAGGAGUACGAAGACACUCUUCAGAAACCCCUGGAUCCCACAAUGAAAUACCAGUACCUCCGAGAAGAAGAUUUAGAAGAUGGUUCAAAGGGUGGUGGGGACAUUUUAAAGUCCUUGGAGAACACUGUCACGACAGCCAUCAAUAAAGCUCAGAAUGGAGCUCCCAGCUGGAGUGCUUACCCCAGCAUCCACGCAGCUUACCAGCUCUCCGAGGGAGCCAAGCCGUCCUUGCCUGUGGGAUCCCAGGUGCUCCAAAUCAGGCCAACCAUGACCAAUAAAUUGAGGCCCAUAGCGCCCAAGUGGAAGGUGAUGCCUCUGGUCCCUAUCUCAGCAAACGUGAGCCAGUGCACUCAAGUGAAGAAGGAGGCUGAGGACAAGGAGGAGGUACAAAAGGACUGUGCUAAGGAGGGUGUCCAGGCUGAGCCAGCCUCGCUCAGCCAGAGCGAGAGGGAACCUCUCCUCAAAGCUGAAGCCUCUGUGGAGCCAAAAAAGACAGAACCGUGUCCCUUGAAAGAAGAAGACAAAAUUAAAGAGGACAGUGGGAAAGAAAAGCCAGUCCUCAAGGAGCCACCAGCAGCUUCUCUCAGCAAUGGUUGUGCUGCUGCCAACCAUUCCUCGGAGCUGCCCUGUGUGAACCCCCUGAGUGCACUGCAGUCCGUCCUGAACAAUCACCUGGGCAAAGCCACUGAGCCCUUACAGCCUCAAUCCAACUGCAGCCCCAGCUCUAGCACAAUUUCCAUGUUCCACAAACCCAAUCUAAACAUGAUGGAGAAGCCAGUUUUAUCUCCCGCUCCAACCCCACCAAAGCCUGCAAGUGUAUCCAGGCACUAUUUGUUUGAAAACAACGAUCAGCCUAUUGACUUGACCAAAUCCAAAGGCAAGAAAGCUGAGUCAGCUCAAGCACAAUCUUGUACUUCUCCACCUCAAAAGCACGCUCUGUCUGACAUCGCUGACAUGGUCAAAGUUCUUCCCAAAGCUACCACACCAAAACCUGCUGCAUCCUCAAGGAUCCCGUCCAUGAAGUUGGAAAUAGAUGUCCGGCGCUUCGAGGACGUCUCCACGGAAGUCUCCACUCUGCAUAAAAGGAAGGGCAGGCAGUCAAACUGGAACCCUCAGCAUCUGCUCAUUUUGCAAGCUCAGUUUGCUUCCAGCCUCUUCCAGACAUCUGAAGGUAAAUAUUUAUUAUCAGAUCUAGGCCCACAAGAGCGCAUGCAGAUUUCCAAAUUCACUGGACUGUCGAUGACCACCAUCAGCCACUGGUUGGCAAAUGUCAAGUAUCAACUUAGGAAAACCGGAGGAACAAAGUUUUUGAAAAACAUGGACAAAGGACAUCCAGUCUUUUAUUGCAGCGACUGUGCAUCUCAGUUCCGAACCCCCUCUACUUACAUUAGCCACUUAGAAUCCCACCUAGGUUUCCAAAUGAAAGACAUGAACAGGCUGGCUGUGGAGCAGCAAACCAAGGUAGAGCAAGAAAUCUCCAGAGUUUCAGUUCAAAGAUCUCCUGAAACAAUAGCUGGAGAAGAGGACACAGACUCUAAGUUCAAAUGUAAGUUGUGCUGUCGGACAUUUGCGAGCAAACAUGCAGUAAAACUUCAUCUAAGCAAAACACACAGCAAGUCACCAGAACACCAUUCACAAUUUGUAGCAGAAGUGGAUGAAGAAUAACUCUUAAGGACGAUUGCCUUAGUCCAGCUCUCCAGCCCAGCUCCGCGCCCGGCCCCGCUCGCCACCGCGGCCCUGACAUUGAACUCACAGCAACCCGGACCGAGGAGGCUGCCAAAAAACUCCUGCUAUUCUUCUUCAUCCUCACUAACAAUUUGGUAAUGAAGUAUUGAUUUCCACUCCCCUGCUUAUGGACGAUAUUAGAUUUUCAUUGAUAAACUGCACUGGGGCUGUCUGGUCUCCACUGUCCCUUUUUGCUGUCACUAAAACAAAGUGCCACUGAAGUAAGAUAAUGACUGAGAACAUUGAUGUACUUAUUUCGUCAAUUUGUAACACUUGACAGGAAAAAAAAAUUCUUCAUAGUUUAAUGUCCAAGUGUGCUACACAAGAUGCAGUCACAUUGGAAGCUUUGCUUUUCAUGGUAAUGUCCAUUUCCUAUUUAUAACCCCUUUGGGAUAGUUUGUCUAAAGGAAAUGUUUCUAUUCUGUGCAGCUAUUACUGUUGCACCUGGGUUGCCCAAUCCAGUCAUUGCACUAGGGAUCAAUACAUCACAGUAAGUACAAGAAUUAUUAAGUUAAAACAGAUUCUGAGCCAAAAAACCUCUGAACAAUGUUAAUCUUCUGUGCAAGUUGUUCAAAUAGUUAUGCUUAACCAUGUUGCUGCCAAAGAUUUGUUUGAAAUGGAUUAUUUUCCGUUUGUUUUAUUCCUCAGAUAUAUAUAUAUAUUUAAAUCUCCAUUACGGUUUAUGACGAGACAUAUGGGAUGGAGGGGUUUUUAAACAAAAGUACUAUUGUUAGAUUAUUGAACAUUAUAUAAAUAUAGAUAUAUCUAUAUAUAAAUAUCACUAUAUAAAUAUCUAUAUAUAGAUAUAAAAGAAUAAAAGUAGAGUUCCUUUCUCAGUUAGGUGAGUGUAAAUCUGAAGCUCUGUUGUGGUCAACAGAGUGACUUUGGAUUUGUGCCACCAAAACUGGGAUCAGAAUCUGGUGUCCGAGCUCUGUCCGGCCCGGCCAGCACUGCCGGCCGCGCCUUCAAACCCACCCCGACCUGGGAGAAGGGGGCUACAAAAAUGGCAAUUCCAAAUUUGUGCUUGUAACUUUUUUCAUUAAAACUUCGAGGCCCCAGUUUUAAUUUGUGGAAUAUUCACGUUAAUAAUGAGAUCUAAUUAAGACAUCCAUUAAAAGCCCGUUAAAGUUAAUUUAACGUAAAAAUUCCAAUAGAACUGUAUUAGAUUUUCUCCAUUAAAUUAACGUUAUGGAUUUUUAACGGAUGUCUUAAUUAUACAUUAUUAUUAACGGGAAUACUGUAUUACACAGAUUAAAAUCGGGUCCCAAGUCAACUCCCAGAAUCUUCCAGGAUAUGCCAAUGUCACGAGUCCCACUGUUCCUAGUGCACUGCUUGGAAAUCCAGGCACAGCCCUGCUUGCUCUCACUCAGAGACAACAACCUCCAGCAGACAAAUCCAUCUCUGCAUUUAACGAUGAACUUCCCUUAUUCUCCAAGGAAAAAUAAGUCUGGAUCAAGUUGUAAAUCGCUAUUCCGUGGCAAAUGAAAUAUUCAAAGUAUGUGAGGCACAAGUGGAGAAGAGGCUCUUUCUCAAAUCAGAAAGGGCUUUGGAGUGGCUUUUCCUGUUGUUUUGUUCACGAUGUUCAAGGAUAUAAUUGAAGAGCAGCAGUCAGAAAAUCAGACUAAACACGUUCCCUGCAUUCCCUGUGGCCUGUGCAGAAGGGCCUGUUUUGGCACUGCUUGGGAAAUUUUGACAUGAUCCCUAAACUCAACAUGGAGGAGAAAAAAAGGCCCUUCUUAUUUACCUCCUAGGGAAAGUGUUGCCCUUAUGCCACAUAUAAUAGCAAAUUGCUUUUUUUAUGGCAUGCAUAACCUAGAUGGGAAAAAAUAUGGCGCUUGAGGGAAGGAGGGAAAAAGUAAAUGAAGUUCCAGGAAUGUCAUUCUGAAGUAAUGAGGCAUGGACAGAAAAUAUACCCCUCACAUCAUCGGAUUGAGAUGGCAGUCGAAAUAGCUUCAUUGAAGUGUCAGCACUCAUCCAUCAAUCAAUCAUCCACAAGGAAAAAUAGCGACAGUACAACGGGGCGGCUUUUAUGGGAUUUACUCAUGGGCAUAGGGAAUAGCAGCUCAAAUGUAGUUCUGACAUGAAAAGCAAGGUGCUGAUAUUAUUUUUUAUGAUGGGAGGAUCAUAAAGUGAAUUGAGAACAGUGAGGUCUGUCUUUGCUUAACCUAUUCAACUGGAAAUGAACGGAGCUCAACUGGAAACGAGCAGAGCCUUCAGAUGGGUUAAGAUUGAAGCCUGCACCAUGCUGAGCACCGGCCAUCGACAACAAAAUUCUAUUAAAGCAAAAUCAAUGCAUUAGCAUCGAGCUCCUCAGAAGCUGUUAAAUUGCACAGCCCAGGCCAGAGUUAUGAGGUGAAGUUGCACAAGGUGGGUCCUGUGGUGCCGACCCAAAGGCCACAAGCACUGCAGAAAAUCACCCGGGGGAGAAACUGCACAUGGGCUCCUUUACCUGAGCUUUUGGGUGCAGGGAGAAAAUAUUGGGCUUCUCACAGCGUGUGGCAGGUGAAGCUCCCAGCCCUGAUGCUGUCACUGCUGGGAGUUUGGCUGGUUUUUAAUUGGAUUCUCCACGCAGGGGUUUGCACCUGUGGCAAGGCCAGGCUGUAGGAAUUCCCACAUGGGGAGCUCUCGGGAGCCUCUUCCCACAAAAAGGAGGACUGGGGUCCCCAGCCAGCCCACAGCACCCGGAGCUGGGGCUAUUUGGGGCACCAGCUGCUCAGUUUUGGUGGGAAAUAAGCCUUUAUGGUGCCCUCAGGGUGACCAUAGGGUACAUGGCCCCAUCCAGGACCCCGGAGCUGCAAAAGUUUGGGGAGAUUUUGGAAAGGCCAAACCCCCUGAGGGAGGUCAGGUUUUGCUCAGGAGCCUUCACUGUGUGGGAGCAGCUACUCUGUUUAAAGAUCUGGCCACAAACCUUUUCACACAGUACUAAAGCUUGAUUAUUUUGCCUGCAUCGCUGUCCUCGGGGAACGUUUUAGGUACACAUUUGAAUUAAGUGAUUUUUAUUUUUUUUUUACAAUACGAUAUAAAAAAGGGAAAAUGUACGUCUCUCCUCUCUUUUCUCUGUACGAAACUGGAUGAGUUGAUAGUUUUUCUGUCAUAUAAAUCAGGUAGCACAAAAAAUCAUUGCAUCUUUUCUCUGUCGUUGCUACUCAAUAUCUAUCGUUCUGACUUUUAUUCUUAUUGGAGAUCAUCAAAACAUUAAUUAAAAGGCUGGUGAUCAAACAGCCGAAUAUUUAUGAUUCACGCCCUUGCUUAUUAACAAGUGGCAUAUUGAUACACCACAUAUCCAAGCUGUUUAUGCUCUUGCACUGAAAUAAAGCAGGAAGAAUUGUUACCCUUACACACUGCUUUGAAAGAUUUAUUCAGAAACCAGAGCUCCCUUCCCGCCACCAUCCAUGUCAAAAUAAGCCAUAUCACCUGAAAAAAAAAUGUUCUAUUUUAAAACAGGGAUGUAAUUAGCAUCCCUUUGGGGCCUAAUAUGUAAGAAUUUCAGUGGAUCAGUCUCAGGUGGUUUUCCCAGGUUUUUGUUACUUAAGCUGAGAGGGAGAAGGACACUUAACUUUAAAAAUGGCUGUCAUUAGUACAAUAAUAAUUGUUGGGUUAAAAGAAUAUCUUUGAGAAUCUGCUAACAAACCUGCCCAGUAAUUACUUGUCAAUGCAAGUUAUUAUGGGUUUUAUUACCUACUUGUAAAAGUAUUUACAAGACUGACCUCCCUAGCUUUUUUAGAGAUGAGGGAGGAUAUAAAAAGUCAUUUUAAAAAUCAAUAAUUAUAUAUUAGCACGAUAGGGGGUGAAGCCUUCCAAGCCAGUUUUACAGGCGAUUGAGUCAACUCUCAUGCAUUCAAAUGGCAGGAUUGUUUCCCUAAUUUUUGGCCUCUUUUUCUUUCCUUAAUCAUGUUUUGAUAAAGUGCCAUAUUUAUCGAUUACUUCAUACCCGCAGUUCAGCUCCUAAACCAGAAGGGGAUAUUCCCACUGGGAAGAACCCGUGCAGGAUUUGCAUGGAAAACGAGCUGCCCCAGGUGACCAGGACAAAGCAAUCUUGGGGUUUUGGGUGGCAGCUGAGCUGCUGAGGGGACACUGGCUCUGUGCUGGCUCCCCUGGCCUGAUCCAGACACUCAGGGUCUUGCUGGGGGUGUUACUGUGGGAUCAAACCCAUUAAGAACACAAGGGAAUGAGGCAAGCAGCCUGAUUUUUGGCAGAGACUGAAGAGGUGGCUCUGGCUGGGCUGUCCCCUGUCCAUAUUCCACCGUCACUCCGGGGCUGGCAGUGGGAGAUCUCCAUCACACAGGGCUUUUGUCCUCACCAACAGAUAUACGAUGCAAUUUAUAUUUAAAAUUCUCUCUAUAAAGACAGUAUUGAUCACAGAUUCCAGAUCAAUACGUUGCAAUUACAGCAGGCUUUAAAGGCCAUCUGUCCCCAGGCAGGAGCGCCGUGUGAGCCACUUCCAUGGACUGUCAGCAAGUGCUACUGGAAUGUGCCCAUCUUGUCCCAGCACAGACAUGUCAUUUCUGCUCCCAGGAAGUUGGGUUAGGAAUUAUGGAGCUGUAACUCCUGGGUAUUGACCACCCCAGAGCCCCCAGACUGCUUCUCCUUCGGUUUCACAGCAGGGUCAGUGACACUGGGGUUUUCCUCACCUGGGUUUUCUGCUCCCUGUCACAAUUUGUCCCACAAAUUUUUUUCUUGUCCUCAGCUGGAAAUGGUCAGCAAGAAGCUCCUGAAUUUCACUAGAGCUAAGAACAUUUCCAUGAUGGUGCUGAAGAGUUUGGGUUGGACAUUGUGGGUGCAAACAGAGCCUUUUUUAUGCCACAGAAUCUUUUAGGUUGGGAAAGAUCUCCAAGAUCAUCGAGUCCAACCUUUGACCAUUUGUGUCAGUUUGGACCAGUGCAAUAUUUUUAAACAUAACAAAAUAAAGGAUAUGCAUCUAAAGGCAGAUUUCAAUUACAUUUCAUCAAUGAGGUCUUAAUUUUUCAGCACCUGAACUCAAGACUAGCCUGUUUGUUGAUGGCCCUUUUAUUCCAGAAAUGCUUCCUGGGUUUUCUUUUUUUCUACAUUUUAUUUCUUCUUUAUUUCCUGCAGUGGAAAGCAUGUAGAAUUCAGAAUUCUUAUUCUCCAGUUGUCUUGUGAAAGAAAGUGAAAGAAUAAAAUAAUAAAAAUAAUGGGUUUGCAAUGAUACUGGAAGCUGACUCACCUUUGCACCCCACACUUGCUGUGCCACAUCCCCCCAUCCUCCCUGCAAGCACCUCCCUCCCAUUUCAGUCCAAUGUCUGAAAAACAGAGGCCAGAUUCUGGAUGCAUUUAUUCCUGUGUAGAUCCAGAGCCACCCUUUCAAAUCCAGCAGAUUUACCCUCUGUCUUCUCAGCUCCAAACGCCAUCCUCAUGUCCCAACCUCAGAUUCUGAACAUAUUUAGGCAUUUUUGAAAACAAGUCCAGCAAACUUCAGUCCCUAGCUCAAGGCACAUUAAAUCUCCUGUACUUGAGAAGGUUUUUAGUUAUGUCAGGGAGGUGAUUGCAAAACUUUGAUAUUGAUGUGGCCAUGUUUGUAAAAUAACACCAGCUGUAUCACUAUAAAGCACUUUAUACUGGUACAGCUCCCUCUGCUCUGCUGGACCACUUUUCUACCAGUGCAAGCACUUUCAUCCCAGUAUCCUUCUGCCUAGUGGUGGAUUUUUUGCCCUCAUUAUGCCAGAAGAGAUGUGAAGAGUAGAUGAAGUUUCAGACAACACUCAUUUCUUGUACCAAAAUGUUUGCACCAUAUUUUCUUGGAGAGUAUUUUUAAAAGUGAACUUGCUGUACCACUGGACUUAACUGCAGAGUAAUAAACUUCCAGUUCAUCAUCCCUCUCAGCUCAUGAAAUGUCUUUAGGCCUUUGUAAAAAGCCCUGUUUGAGACAACAGAUUAAACACUAAUCCUGGCGGAUCGCACAGCUCCACUUCAGUUCACACCAUCGAGCUGAGCAAACUUUUUUUUUCCUUUCUUUUUUUGAUUUAAGUAAAGGCAACAAAUUCUUUCAUUAGAUUCCUUAGAUGAGAUAGCAGGGGGAAAAACGAUCAGUAUUUCAUGAAGAAAAUGACAAUAACAUCUUGCAAAAAUGCAGCCACGUUAAAGGCAGGGAAGCUUUCCCCAUCCCCACACGACAUCACACAUCCUCCCAACCGCCUGAAACGGGGGAGAUCUCUGUGGGCAAUACUCACCUAGAACCUGGUCCAGGUAACAUUUAAGGAUGGCACUUCUGUGUGUGUCCAGGAGGACGUGCAGGUGACACAGACAUUUCCACAGCACCCAUCAGACGCGGGCACACAGGGGUGGGUGAGUGUGUGUGCAUCCCUUUGGGAGCAGGCAGCGGCUCCGGGGCUGGGGCAGCAGCUGGGCACUGCUGGCAGCAGGGACCUGCAGGAUGUGCAGGGCAGGGUCUUGGCUCUACCCCGCAGCAGAUGCUGCAAUGUGCAAUACAGGUUGCAAAAGCUGUCAAGCUCAACAGUUCUUAUUCGGCUCAGGGUACUUCUCUGUCCUACGUCUCUGGUACAAUGCGCCCUUUUGUCUUGUGCUCGGGCACCUCUUCUUAAUCCUUUGUUGGUCUUUUACUCUGUGUGUUUGUUUUGGGUUUUAUCACCUGGAACAUGUCAGCAGGAAUCAGGAGGGACCCACCCCCAGUCAGUCAUGGAGCACAGCUGGCCACACUGGUGACUUUGGAUGGGUUUGCUCUGCCCCAGCGCCAGUGCUUCGUCACACGUUUGUUGUUGGCAGCAUCCUCAGGUGACAUCUGUGACCCGUGCUGUUAGGAUCCUGUUUCGAAAACAAUAAGGAAAAUAAAGAAUCAAAAUCUCAUUUCUCUUUAAAAAAACCACAAAUGUAUAUACUCCAAAUGGCAAAAAAAGCAAGAUUAAACCCAUUUUUUAUAUGAACAAGGCAGACGGGACUCCCUGGCGAGGGCCUGGUGGUGACUCUCCCCGGCGAAUGUCUCGGUGCUCCUGCACUCAUUUUGUAACCAGUGCAUGCUGUACAGAACAUAUUGCCUGUAACUUAGAGAGGAGGGGGCCAAGCUGCUCCUCCUCGGGCACUGCAGCUUGUUUGGAUGAAAAGUUGCGCCUUUGAUGCAUUUUUAUACUGUACAUAUUUGUAUAUAUUAACUAUAUUGCCAUGUUACGAACACAGAUUUUGUUAUAUUUGCUUGUUUCGGUUUCCUACAAAAAGAAAAAAAAGGUCCAUAAUGGGGGAUAUUAUUUUUUUUUCCAUAGAAAAUACGCUUGUAAUUUCUGUUUGUUUGUUUUCUUGGUCAUCAUCUUUUAAUGGCUCAUAAAGGAUUGGAGAGGAGUUUUUGGAGGAACUGGGAGAAGCAAGUCUGUGUUUGCAUGAGACCUGCCCAAUUGCUGGCUAGAAAGGGGGGCGGGGGGAAGAGGGGAAAUCUAAGCCAAGUUUUGCUUUUAAAGCAUGCUUAGACCCAUGGGAAACUCAUACAUGUACAAUUAUUCUCUUUGUAUUUUAUCUAAUAGUGCCUGAAUUAUUUUUUUUAAUGUCUUCUUGGAGGAACAAUUCAUAAUUGUCAAAAUUUGAAACAUUAGCUUAAUUUUGUUUUCAUGACCUCUCAUUUCUUCUCCUUAUUUAUUUUGUUGCUGUUUAUAAUGGGCCCCAAGGCCAUCUCUGACAUUGCAGUGUUCUUCUUCCACAUUAAGGAUGUUUUUAAAAUUACCAAGAUUAUUGAGCCAACAGGCUGCUUUAAUCAAAACCAUGUUUCACUUGGUUUGGAUGAUUAUGAAUGGGCCUUGCAUGGAAAAAGCCCUUUCUGCUGGGAGGACCAUACCAUCUAGUGGCCCCAGAGCUUCAUCACACGCAGCAUUUCCCAAUAUUCACUUUCUCCAAGCCUGCCUGGCAAUUUGGCUCCCAAUUAUUUGCUUAUUAUAACUAACUUCAACUAAACAAAUUGAUAAUGUUAAUGGCUUCCCCCCCCUCCCCCUUCGGUUGAUUGCUAAAUAAAUUCGUAUAAUUUAUACCAGAGGAGAUUAUUGCUUUUAUUGUUUUGGGUUCCCCCAAACCAAUUAUUAACAAUCAGGACUAUGUAUCUCAUUAAAUUUAAAUCAGGUCAAACCUAUUUAUCUAAGGCCUUUUCUGAUUUACAGGAAGAUGACUGCAUUCCAGAGCAUUUAAGAUGUAUUUCUGUGUAUGUUUUUGUAGCAUUGAAAUCUAUUAAUGGUGAUUUUUUUUGUUCUGUAUUUUCACCACGGCAAACACAUUGUAUUAAAAAAAAUCCCUCAACUUUCCCACCGAAAACAUUACUUUUUAUGCCCAGGGAUUUUUUUUUUAAUAAAAUCACUGCAGUUUUAGAACUGUAAUUAAAGCCCUGAAUAAUAGAUCACACAUCUUUAUCUGUUGUGUUUAAAAGGAAAAAAAAAAAUAGCCCAAACUGUUCACAUAAUCCUGAAUGCCUCAUUUCCAUAAAAAAGGUUUCUAUACAUAUAUUAUUUACAUUUUUAAACAUGGUAAUUCUUCCCUUUGUGGCAUAAAAUGUCUCUUUUCCACUGCAGCUACUGGAAAGCGACUGCUCCCAUCUGAAAUGUUAUCGUAAUUUGCAUCAGGAAACCCAACUGCAGACAUUAAGGACUUGGGUGUGUUCAAUUAUGAUUUUGCUGGAGGCUGUCCCUCAUUUUAAUGCUGCACUCAUUGAACUACCUUUCUGAAAUCUAGCUGAUACGGCUCACCACAGACAUGCUUCACAACAUCAUUAGCUUUGCAAAUGGCUUCAUUUCAGUCAAUGCAGACUUCGGGUUUUUUGGCCAAUUGUAAAAUGGAAAUUUGAAAAGGGGGGGAAAAAAAGAGAGAAAAAGGAAAAAAAAAAAAAACAGAUGCACUUAAAACAUGAAAAGAAUUAUUUAUAUGAUAAAAAUAUAUUUAGAUUUUCAAAGCACAAGACUGAACAGAAGUGCUCUUUUUAUGCUUUCUGAAGAUGUUACUGUUAAAAGUCUUUCUACAUCAGGCUUAAUAAAUCUGUAAUGACAUUUGA
Passer montanus (Eurasian tree sparrow) is the source of this 12892-nucleotide messenger RNA. It is a transcript of the gene TSHZ2, whose product is annotated as teashirt zinc finger homeobox 2. Gene Ontology annotation, biological process: regulation of transcription by RNA polymerase II. The record is from RefSeq and is a predicted model, not a curated record. Bases 730 to 3840 code for a protein of 1036 amino acids. The transcript is spliced from 3 exons. Gene Ontology annotation, cellular component: nucleus. Gene Ontology annotation, molecular function: DNA-binding transcription factor activity, RNA polymerase II-specific; DNA binding. NCBI's taxonomy places the organism in Eukaryota, Metazoa, Chordata, Aves, Passeriformes, Passeridae.